Messenger RNA from Colletotrichum karsti, 1308 nucleotides. RefSeq names its product cytochrome P450. The record is from RefSeq and is a predicted model, not a curated record. Lineage: Eukaryota; Fungi; Ascomycota; Sordariomycetes; Glomerellales; Glomerellaceae. The transcript has 6 exons. Gene Ontology annotation, molecular function: iron ion binding; oxidoreductase activity, acting on paired donors, with incorporation or reduction of molecular oxygen; monooxygenase activity.
UUGCGGACUCAUGGCGCCGUCAAGCUUUUUUUCGGCGCCCAAUGGAACAUCUUGGUCCAUCGGCCGUCGUACCUGACUGAGAUUUUCAAGAACGAGGAUCUCUACCAGAAGAGUGGCAACCAGAAGAAGAUUCCUCACAGCGUGCUCGCCGAGUUCUUGGGCGACAACAUCAUCUCAGCUCAUGGAGAUACAUGGAUGAACUACAAGACUGUCAUCAAGCCUGGGCUGCAACGGAAUUUCGAGGCAUCCAUCAUCGCCAAGAAUGCAGUCAGCCUGUGCCAUCUCCUUCGCGAUGCCCAAAAGCGGGCCGGUCGUGGGGGCGUCGCCGUGCAGGACCUUCUUCAGCGGUACUCCGUCGCGAACUGCUCUGAGGCCAUCUUACAAACCAAUCUCGGUGCCCUCGAUGCACCAGAUGCCCCUAUCAACAUCCUCCAGACGGCGGUGAAGAGAGAAAUCUUCAAGCCGGUUUUCAUGAACUUCCCGGUCCUAGACCACCCGAACUUGCGCUGGCUGUUCCCCAGCCGAGCCAGGGCUCGUCAGGUCGUCGCUCAAUUUAAAAACGAGCUCAAAAGCUCUCUGGCCCACCAGAAGCCGACAGGGGACGGUCUUGGCAGCCGAAUGCUACGCGCAUGGGAGUCGGGAGUUUGGGACGAGAAACAGCUUCUCGAUAAUCUUACAGUCACGUUCGUGGCCGGGCAGGAGAACCCGCAACUGUUGAUGACCUCCACGCUUUACGUGCUGGCAAAACACCCUGAGGCGCAAGAAGCCUUGUUGCACGAAAUCCUUUCCAAGGAUUCCACUGCAUCCUCAGAUCUUGGCCAAGAUGACACGCCGUACCUCACGUCGGUCAUUUAUGAGUGCCUGCGGCUGUUCCCACCAAUCGGCCAACUGAUCAACCGCAGAGCGGCAGCUGCGUGUCUGCUCGGAGGAGAGUUGGCGAUUCCCGAGGGAACCUAUCUAGGCUACCACUGCAGGUCGACGAACUGCGAUCCGGUCGCUUGGGGGCCGGACUGUGAGCAGUUCAACCCCGGUCGGUGGGGAUCGACAUCGGAAGAGAUACAGCAACACUACCGCCGUCGGCGGGCUAGAGGCGAGUUCAUAUCAUUUCACGGUGGGAAGCGGGCAUGUCUUGGCGAGAAAUUUGCCAUGCUCGAGAUGCGGACGACUCUUGUACAGCUGAUCCGCGAGUUUCGCUGGUCUCUGGACCCGACGUGGGUUGAGAGAAUGACACCCGCAGGGCCAUUAUUCCCCAGAGCAUUGAGGCUUGCGUUUACAGAAAGGGCGAUAGAUGAAAAGUCGAGAUUGUAA